CGCGCCGGACAUGGCUCCCGCCAUCGCCGCCGAGCAGGGCGGCCGGCAGCGCCGCGCCGCCACCCGCCAGCACAGCCUGGAGCUGACGGACGAGCCGCCCCGCCACGGGCUGCCCGGGGACACCGAGGCGCUGCUGCCGGCGCGGGCGCGGGGGUACCGCGCGGAGCUGGGCAGCAUCCUGCUGCUGCUGGUGCUGUACGUGCUGCAGGGCAUCCCGCUGGGGCUGGCGGGCAGCGUGCCGCUCAUCCUGCAGAGCAAGAGCGCCAGCUACACCGACCAGGCCUUCUUCAGCUUCGUGUUCUGGCCCUUCAGCCUGAAGCUGCUGUGGGCGCCCUUGGUGGACGCCGUGUACCUGCGGGGCUUCGGCCGCCGCAAGUCGUGGCUGGUGCCCACGCAGUACGUGCUGGGGCUCUUCAUGAUCUACAUGUCCACGCAGGUGGACGCGCUGCUGGGCGACGGCCGCGGCCGCGGCCCCGACGUGGCGGCCCUGACCGUCACCUUCUUCCUCUUCGAGUUCCUGGCGGCCACGCAGGACAUCGCGGUGGACGGCUGGGCGCUCACCAUGCUGUCCCGGGAGAACGUGGGCUACGCCUCCACCUGCAACUCGGUGGGCCAGACGGCCGGCUACUUCCUGGGGAACGUCCUGUUCCUGGCGCUGGAGUCCGCCUCCUUCUGCAACAAGUACCUGCGCUCGGAGCCGCAGCCGCGGGGCAUCGUCACCCUCGCAGAUUUCCUGUUUUUCUGGGGAGCUGUCUUCUUAGUUACCACUACAUUGGUUGCCUUUUUGAAAAAGGAAAACCAGGAGCUAAUACCAGCAAAGGAAGAAACAAAAGGCAUCACUGACACAUACAGGCUACUAUUCUCAAUAGUCAAGAUGCCAGCAGUUCUUACUUUCUGUCUCUUGAUCCUCACUGCAAAAGUUGGGUUUUCAGCAGCAGAUGCUGUAACAGGACUCAAACUGGUGGAGGAGGGAGUCCCCAAAGAGCACCUGGCUCUGCUGGCAGUUCCAAUGGUUCCUUUGCAGAUCAUCUUGCCUCUGGUUAUCAGCAAAUACACAGCGGGCCCCCAGCCCCUGAACACCUUCUACAAAGCAAUGCCUUACAGGUUGCUUCUUGGCCUGGAAUUCGCUUUCCUGGUGUGGUGGGCUCCUAAAGUAAAGCAUGAAGGAGGAUUUCCUGUCUACUACUAUGCUGUGAUGGUGCUGAGUUAUGCUCUACACCAGAUCACCCUGUACAGCAUGUACGUGGCCAUCAUGGCCUUCAACGCCAAGGUCAGCGACCCGCUCAUCGGGGGCACCUACAUGACCCUGCUCAACACCGUGUCCAACCUGGGGGGCAACUGGCCCUCCACGGUGGCCCUGUGGCUGGUGGACCCCCUGACAGUGAAGGAGUGUGCCGGGGCCCAGGGCCACACCUGUGCCACUGCAGCGGCCACAGAGCUGUGCACAGCAGCUGGGGGCUCCUGCAUCACCACCCUGGACGGGUACUACGUGGAGUCUGUCAUCUGCGUCAUCCUGGGCUUUGCCUGGUGGUUCUUCCUUGGACCAAAGUUCAAGAAGCUGCAGGAUGAAGGACAGUCUUCGUGGAAGUGCAGGAGGAGCAAUUGAUGCACUUAGGUGUUGGAUGGACCAGCAAGGUGAUUUUAGUUUUAUUACAAAGACAUGUCCCAUAAUCAGCACCCCGGAAUCUCGGUGUUCCUGUGCCACGCCAGGGAGAUGUGCGUGGCCGAGGCAGGGCUGUGUGUGGCACCACUGCCCUCCCCACAGCACGGGCACUUCAGAAAGGAAUGGCUAAAGCAGCACCUCCGUGCUCCAUGCUUCCCCCUGACUCCAGAGCUGCUGACUCCACAGGGCACCUCUGGGAAAGCUCCUGGGGCCCUGGCUGUAGAGGCAGCAGCAUUGCCAGCUGAGUGCCAGCUUUUAUUUUCACACAGAAGUGGUCUGACGGGGCAGCUGACCUGGGGAAGGAUGCCCAAGGCAUUCUGACUUGCAGGUUAACCAUGGUACUGUGGAAUUCCUUGUGGGAAGAUCAGUGUGAGAUGUCCAUGGGCUUUGCUUCUCACUUUCUGAAUUGUAACCGCGCCUCAAAGGAUGAAAUGUUCGGAGAUUCUUUUAAAUGUAUUUUCUGGCUUUUAUAAGCUUUAAAGAUUUAUAAGAAACUAUUUUUAUAAGCAAAUUACAUUUGUUUAAUUUAUUUCCGCUGUUUCAAGGCAGUUUGAUUUACGUUCAAGGUACUUUCUUGACAACAAAAUGCUGUAAGGUAGGACUGGAAUAACGCACAAUCCUCUGAGCCUUGAGUCCUGCAGCUGGAACUGGAGGUGCUUCCCAAGGGAGGGCACGUGGACCUUUGGAAGGAGUGAGUUGAUAGGGGAAAACCAAUCCAUUGGUUUUCCAAACUGUAUUACUAAAAUUUGAAGAUUGCAGUGGGAUCACCGAGACUUCCCCCAGGCGGGGGUGAGAAGAGGGAGUUGGUGAUGACAAAGUUGCCAAAUUCCCAGGGAGCUGCUGCAGGACUCACCCUCACACCGGUGAAAUGGGCUCGGUCCUGGGGCAGGGCUGCUGCAGAGUUCACUGCUGGUGCCACGUGGUGGAAAUAUUCCUGCUGGAUUUCUCCCACUGAGCUCCCUCCUGAGUGCCUUAGGGACCCACAGGUGCUGGAGAGGCACUCGGACCCUGCUGGGUGCGCGUGGAGCGUUGGUAUUAAAAAGGAAAACUAUUAAACAUCCCUUGGAAAGGUGCUCGACGUUCCCUGCCACGUCUCUUGUCCGUGUUUGAAGGACUGGGCUGGAGGGGGUUGGGAUUUUCUGCUCCUGUGUGUUUUGUGGGGAAAGUGGCCCAGUGUCACCCCUGGAGUGCUGGGGGUGGCUGGGUGUACCAAGGGUCUCCUUGGCCUCGGGGGACGGAGGGACUGGAUGAGGACACUGACCUCAUGCUUCCCUGGACACGUCCUCCUGUCCUCUGUCCCCUCCCUUGAGGGUCACACCUCGCAGUUUGCUUCAAGCACAGCAAAACCACUCAUGCUAGGUGAAAUCACAAGGGUUUUACUGCCCAAGCAGAACGUCUUCCAAUUUCCCCUCUGCAUAAGAACAAAAUCAACAUAAAAAUAAAUCAGAUUUAUGGCU
Molecule: messenger RNA, 3120 nt
Organism: Lonchura striata (white-rumped munia)
Lineage: Eukaryota; Metazoa; Chordata; Aves; Passeriformes; Estrildidae
Gene: SLC33A1
Product: solute carrier family 33 member 1
Biological process (GO): acetyl-CoA transmembrane transport
Cellular component (GO): membrane
Molecular function (GO): acetyl-CoA transmembrane transporter activity
Source: RefSeq, a predicted model, not a curated record